Hermetia illucens (black soldier fly) is the source of this 1953-nucleotide messenger RNA. RefSeq names its product kelch-like protein 1. The coding region runs from base 215 to 1840 and encodes 541 amino acids. The transcript is spliced from 7 exons. Gene Ontology annotation, molecular function: protein binding. The record is from RefSeq and is a predicted model, not a curated record. Lineage: Eukaryota; Metazoa; Arthropoda; Insecta; Diptera; Stratiomyidae.
CUUUACAGGAUGACGUAGUUUGUUAUGAUCCAGUAGUACAGUAAUUUUGUUUUUAUUAGAAGUUGAGGCAUCGCACAUUCCUUCAUUAAUUACACUCACUUCGGAGGAAUGUUAUACGCUUGGUCGGAGAAUUCAAGUUUAAUAUAAAGUUGUCUCGAACUGUAAACUGCUAGUGUGGACUUAAGUUACUUGCUCUCAUCUCGUUCUCGGUGAAAUGAAUAAAAUAUUGAAAAUUGAUAAUGAACGGCAGUUCCGGCAGACUUUUCUAACUCUGUCCAAGUUUCGGGAACAAAGCCGGUACUGUGAUAUUCUCUUAGUCGUUGAUGGUCAAGAAAUACCAGCUCACAAAUGCGUGCUUGCAGCGGGAAGCAAAUAUUUCGACCUCAAAUUCAAACAGAGCCCCUCACUUCCGGAACCAUCCAAAAAGGGCACGGUCCGUCCAAAAAAAAUGGAUCUCAAACUCAAAAACAAAGCGUCCUACCAAACGGUCCUUUCGAUAGUCAAUUAUUUGUAUACAGGCGUCAUCGAAUACUCCGAAGAGGCAGUGAUGGACCUGAUUAAGACUCUGGACGAAUUGGGAGUGGAGUGCAACUCGCUCCUAGCAAGGCUCCUAAAUGACAGAAAUUGCUUCGAAAUGUUGAAAAUUGAAGGUGAAUUUUGCAGCGUGAGUCUGAAGGAAGCUGCGAAAAAUCACAUAGUAAGCAACUUAAAUAUACUCUACCAGAAAGACGGCUUCAAGAAUCUAACGAAAGACGAGGUCGAGUUUAUCAUCGCGACAGCCACUGAAAUUGACAUAGAUGCCUUUACAAUAUUUAAAGCUGUAACAAGUUGGAUUGAAAAGGAUCGCUCUCAUCGUACUGAACAUUUCGAAGAAUUUUUAGAUUACAUUUCUCUUGAUGAUUUGACACCGAAUCAGAUCAAAGAAUGCGUUGUGCUAAACGACCUAUUCCGAAGCAGUGGCAAAAGUUGUAGAUGGCUUGUAAAAUCAAUUACAGAUCAGAACUUCCAUCUGUCUAUGCGAAUUCUUGAAAAUUCAAAAAUGUACGUUUUUUCUCGAGGACCACGAAGGAAAAUGUUCACUAUGAGACCUACCCCUAACUACGAUAUGUACACUGGAAGUAGAUAUGAAGCUAUUGAGUGGGAACGUCCUGCUUUGGACUCAUUUUCUAUGACGAGAUAUAAGGAUAUAAUUUAUGCGGUGGGUGGAAAACGACAUAACCAGAUUGUAAAUAUUGGCUUGAAGUUCGAUACGGUACAGAAGACAUGGACCGAGUUUUUAUGCCCUAUCGGGAAAAUGGGGUGUGGAGUGUGUACUUCAAAACCAGGUAAAAUGCUUGUCGUUGGUGGUGUGAUAGGGAAUACUUGCCAGAAAACAUGUUCCUCUUAUGAUUUCGAAACUGGCCAGUGGAGUCCUUUGCCGAAUAUGGAGAAGGCGAGAUGGAACCCGGGAGUAGCAGUUCUCCAUUCUUCAGUCUUCACUUUCGGAGGAAUUGCUCAUGGUGAAGAACACCCAAUAGUUGAACGAUACGAUCCCCGUGAAGGCACUUGGUACAGUGCUGGUAUGCUCUCCUUUUACGCAGGCACAGUAGCGACUCGACUUGGUGCAAACAUUUACUGCUUGAAGAUUGGUUCGGAGGAUAUCUAUCGCUACGAUGCCCGAACAUUGGGUUUUAUGAGACUGCCAAACGAUGAUGGAUUGCGUGGCGAAUGGAUUGCACCGUACGAAGGCACUUUGCAAGUUUUGCAUAAAGAAGGAAUUGAGCACUUCGAUCUAGACGAGAAUGACUGGCGCCACAGUUGUGAUGGAAGUUUUGACGCUUAUUCCAUUUUAGUGGUAUAAAUGUGAUUUGUGCAAUUAUGAAUCUGUGUUAUGAAACGGCAAUAAUGUUAGCUUUAAGUAAUUGUUGUUAAAGGGAAUACCUCAUUUAUAGUUAAUAAAAUAAUGAAGAAAGA